Ruditapes philippinarum (Manila clam) is the source of this 898-nucleotide messenger RNA. Its product is annotated as multiple inositol polyphosphate phosphatase 1-like. Gene Ontology annotation, molecular function: inositol phosphate phosphatase activity; acid phosphatase activity. The annotation marks the transcript as partial. The transcript is spliced from 3 exons. NCBI's taxonomy places the organism in Eukaryota, Metazoa, Mollusca, Bivalvia, Venerida, Veneridae. The record is from RefSeq and is a predicted model, not a curated record.
AUGUGGUUCGUGUAUGCAUCUAUCAUUCUGUUUACGCCGCAUAUUGAAUGUGUUGGUCGUUGGGACGUAUUUUCUACAAAUACACUUUUGCAAUGGGUGAACAGCUCGUUAAGGCACGAGUCAGAUCGCAUCGACAACAACAUUAAUUUCGGAGUCAGCACAACAGUGUGUAAAUCCAUUCAUCUAAGCAUGAUGGUCAAGAAUGGGGCACACUAUCCAAGCGAAACACAGAUGCAUCGGAUAAAAACGCUUCAUGAAAAAAUUGUAAAGUUGAAGGAUCCUAAAAAAUUCGUAGACCUAGAUAACUGGAAGCUUCGUUAUGACAUGAAUAUGGCAGGAGAACUGACAAGUAAAGGGAUAGAGGAAAUAACCGAACUAGGUAACAGAUUCGGUAAAAUGUUCACGCCCGUUCUAAAACAGGAUCCUAAAAAUGAAGUUGAAAUACUAUCUUCUGAUGAUCAAAAAUCUAUCAAUUCUUCAAAAUAUUUCGAGCUCGGUCUUAGGAAUCAAAUAAUAAAUAUGAAUAUACAUAACAGAGAAAUAAACAAUACGGAAUUAAACAUUGUCAAACAUUGCUAUAAUUUUGAAAGGCAUCAACAAGAUGAUUCAAAUUCCCUAAAACAGUUUCACCUUUUCUCCAAGACUCCAGAGUUUAUGGCAAUAGUCAACUCAGUGAGAAGAAAACUAGGAAUGAGCAACAACCUGGCAGCAGCUGAUCUUUAUUUGAUAAAUGAAUGGUGUGCCUAUGGGACAUAUAUUUCAAACGACAUGACCUGGUGUCAGCUCCUAUCAGAUGAGGACAGAGGUGUUCUUGAAUAUGGACAAGACAUCUUGAAUUUUUAUAGAUACUCGUAUGGACAGUCUAUCAACAGUAGAAUGAUGUGUCCACUUCUCAAAG